This is a messenger RNA of Oncorhynchus nerka (sockeye salmon), 5335 nucleotides long. RefSeq names its product actin filament-associated protein 1-like 1. Gene Ontology annotation, molecular function: SH3 domain binding. The record is from RefSeq and is a predicted model, not a curated record. Bases 124 to 2352 code for a protein of 742 amino acids. The transcript is spliced from 18 exons. NCBI's taxonomy places the organism in Eukaryota, Metazoa, Chordata, Actinopteri, Salmoniformes, Salmonidae. Gene Ontology annotation, cellular component: cytosol.
GAGGGAGGGGUGUAGGAUUGGAAUUCCCAAUUCUAUAUCCCUUGGGGUUCACACCUCACCACUUUUUCCACCUUUUAGUCAGAUGAAUGAAAAAUAUAAAUGUAUUUGUCCUAACAUUGGAAUAUGGUGGGCGUCUCUAUCUCAACUUCUAAUGCGAUGGAGGUCCUGGUGACGGAGCUCAACAUUCUGCUGAAGCUGCUGGACCACGAGACUCUGAGCUCUACAACUGAGGAGAAGAAGACCUCUGUUAGGAACCUUCUGAAAUAUAUACAGCCCACAGGACCAGACUACUUGUAUAUGAACCAAUCAAUCUACAAGCACGGCACCAGCUUUGUGGAAUCCCUCUUCGAGACCCUUGACUGUGACAUGGGGGAGCUGAAAGACAUGACAAAGGACCAGAAGCAGGACACACACACUGACACACACAGACAUGAAACAACAGCGUUAAAACAGAGUAGUCCAGACUCCUCUCCCCCCCGCUCAUCAGAGACCCCUCCGCCCCUGCCCACCACCCCCCAUCCUGAGGCUUACUAUGAAGAGGCAGUACCUCUCAGCCCUGGCAAGCAGCCAGAGUACAUCUCCACACGUGGGAGCUCCAGCCCUCCUAACUCCAUAGAAGAUGGUUACUAUGAGGAUGCAGACAACAACUCUCCUUCUACCUGCAUCAACGGACGACAACGCAAAAACUCCUACAAUGACUCUGAUGCUCUGAGUAGUUCCUAUGAGUCGUAUGAGGAAGAUGAAGAGGAAAGGGGAGCAGGGCCAAGGUCCAGGCUGACCCACCAGUGGCCUAGUGAUGAGAGCUCCAUGCUCCCUGCCAGGGACUGUAGGAUCUGUGCCUUCCUGCUGCGAAAGAAACGCUUCGGACAGUGGGCUAAGCAACUGACUGUCAUACGGGACAACAGGCUACAGUGCUAUAAGAGCUCUAAGGAUGUGUCCCCAUAUUUUGACCUGCCCUUGCUCCAGUGCACUGUGGUCUACGCCCCUAAAGACGGACGCAGGAAGAGACAUGAGCUGAGGUUCACUCCACCCAGUGGAGAGGCUCUGGUCUUGGCUGUGCAUAGCAGGGAGCAGGCACACAGGUGGCUCAGGGUGGUCCAUGAAGUUAGUCAGGGAAAAGGACCAGAAGAGCCCACUUCUCCCAUGAUGCCCAGAAAGACUGAGCUGGACAAGCGGCUGUCUGGUGAGAAGACUAUGGCAGACCCAGAGAGUGUGGGAGUGACUACAGGAGAGAAUAACAGGGACAACAGAGAGAAGGGUAAGGUGAAGCGGGGGGCUCUAGCAGCAGGUCGUAAGAUAACACGUAUCAUCAGUUUCUCCAAGAGGAAGCACCUCCUACCUGGCGACGCCCGCCCCCCCUCCUUAGACACAGACCCUCGACGAGGCUACCUGUCUGUGUUGGUGAGUCAGGUAUGGCGGGACCAGUGGUGUUGUGUGCGUGAGGGUUCUCUCUACUUCCACCCUGACAGAGGAGACCCCCGGCCCUCCCUGGCCCCUCUACCCCUCCAUGGGUGUGAGGUGUUCCCAGGACUGGGCACCAAACACCCCUUCACCCUCAGGAUACUGAAGGGAGGCACAGAGGUGGCUGCAUUGGAGGCGUGUAGUUCUGAGGAUUUGGGGCGAUGGCUGGGUGUUCUGCUGGCAGAGACAGGUACAGCCACAGAUCCAGAGUCACUACACUACGACUAUGUUGAUGUGGAAACCAUCGCUAACAUCAGAGAUGCCGCGCGACACUCUUUCCUGUGGGCCACAUCUGCUAGUAGCACUUCCACUGACUCCAGGAUGUAUGACGAGGUUCCCUAUGAGGAAGAGCAGCCUGAGGAAGAUGCCGGACCGAAGCAGAGGUCCAGCUUCUCCACUAAAUACUCUGCUGUGACCAAACCUGAUGCCAAUCAAUAUGGUCUCUAUGGGAAAACACGAGCGGAGGAGGACGCUAAACACUACUUGAAAGAGAAAGAAGAGCUGGAGAGAGAGAGGGAUGGAAUACGGAACACUCUGCUGACACUGAGACAAGCGAGGAGAGAGGUGAAGGAGAGGUUGAAGACUGCUUCAGAGGAGCAGAGGAGCUCCCUGAGUGAGCGUGUGUCCCAGCUAGAGGAGGCUUGCCGGGGGAAGGAGAGUGAGAGGGUGGACCUGGAGCUCCGUCUCACCCAGGUUAAAGACAAUCUGCAGAAGAGUCUAGCAGGAGGAGCUCUGGGGGCACCUGGGGAGAGCAAACCCUCCAGCAAGGUCUACAGUAGAUCCUGCUGCUCUGGAUCUAUACCCGUCAGCUGUAACAAACCUGUCUACUCUUCCUCUAGAGGAACAGUCAUGCAGAAAGCCAAGGAAUGGGAGUCGAAGAAAUGCGCUUAGGGCAUAAGGAUGUUAAAGCAAGAUUGGAGAUGAUUGGAGGCAUAUCAGAGAGAGGAUGUGUUGUUCAGAUUAUUGUAGAGAUGGACGAAAUGAACACAUAUUCAGGAUAUUGAGCCAGUGUACAGAAAGGAUAUUCAUUUACCUUGAUAAACCACAGAGAAAGGGACAUUGAGAGAUUUAAGAAUGUUCCAUAGAAGAGGAAUGGAAGACAAUGGACAUGGAAGGAAAACUCUGUGAUUUACUGUACAAGCUUUAAAGGGAUACUUCCAGAUUUUGGCAGUUUAGCCCAUUCCUAGCUCCAUGCUACUGUAACUUCUCCUGUAGACUUCCAGUCAUUUCACUAAAGUUAGUUAACAAGGGCUCCAGAACCUACCUUCAACGUCCUUAAAACUACACACAGAGACAUAAAAAAUGGUAUCCAUGAGUUCCUCUGACUCUGGGUCCUUUGAUAAAAGGGCUUACACUUUUACUGCAGUGGCCUAAAUCAGGGUCACACAGAGUGUUUCUUGGUAGUCUUAAACAAUUCUCCAUUGAAACAAAAGUAUACACCUCACACACAUGGUUAUGGGCUUAAGAAAAGAAGACAUCUGUACCAUGUCAGAUAUAGAGUUGAAAUGUAUUCAGUUUUGAGUUUGCUUCCCAGUAUUACACUUUAUAUACAUAACAGAAGACUAACAUUUUACAAAACUGUUUGACAUAGAAACAAUGGAUUUUUUUUUAAAUAAUCUUUGUUAAAGCAAGAUUUGAGAAAAUCUUUGAAAAAGCAAGAAAAAUAUAAUUAACAUUCCACCCAUGAGUCCAAAGAGAUAUUUUGUUAGUUGACUGCGGGAAGUAAAGAAAGAGAUAUUUUGUUAGUUGACUGCGGGAAGUAGGGUUGCUGAUAGUGCUGCAGCUCCCGCUGAAAAAUCUGAAUCUUUUUUUAUUUCACUGCGCCUUUACUAGUCCUAUAUUAGCGUAACGAUAUAGUUAUCUGUUUUGUGUAUAGUAGGAUUAUUUUCACACUUCACAAUGGUCCUUUUCCCCUCUGACUAUAAACAAUACAAUUAUUAACAAAUGGUGCUAAUAAUAGAUGUAACUGUAAAUAUUAUCUGAACAAUGGACACCAGGUGCCAAUACCUAUCUACAGGAAUUCACACCACUGAUUCUUUCUAAAACUCAUCAAAUACAGAGCCUUCAGAAAGUAUUCAGACCCCUUUACUUUUUCCACAUUUUGUUACGUUACAUCCUUAUUCUAAAAUAUAUAUAUAUUUUAAAUCCUCAAUCUACACGCAAUGCCCUAUAAUGACAUAGCAAUAACAGGUUUUUAGACAUUUUUGCUAAUUUAUAAAAAAUACAAAUAAAAACUGACAUAUCACAUUUACAUAAGUAUUCAGACCCUUUACUCAGUAUUUUGUUGAAGCACCUUUGGCAGCGAUUACAGGCUCAAGUCUUCUUGGGUAUGAUGCUACAAGCUUGGCACACCUGUAUUUGGGGAGUUUGUCCCAUUCUUCUCUGCAGAUCCUCUCAAGCUUGGCACACCUGUAUUUGGGGAGUUUGUCCCAUUCUUCUCUGCAGAUCCUCUCAAGCUCUGUCAGGUUGGAUGGGGAGCGUUGGUUGGAUGGGGAGCGUUGCUAUACAGGUCUCUCCAGAGAUGUUAGAUCGGGUUCAAGUCCGGGCUCUGGCUGGGCCACUCAAGGACAUUCAGAGACUUGUCCCGAAGCAACUCGUGCGUUGUCUUGGCUGUGUGCUUAGGGUCAUGGUCCUGUUGUAAGGUGAACCUUCGCCACAGUCUGAGGCCUGAGCGCUCUGGAGCAGGUUUUCAUCAAGGAUCUCUCUGUACUUUUCUCCUUUCGUUUUCGCCUCGAUCCUGACUAGUCUCCCAGUCCCUGCCGCUGAAAACAUCUCCACAGCAUGAUGCUGCCACCACCAUGCUUCACUGUAGGGAUGGUGCCACGUUUCCUCCAGACGUGACGCUUGGCAUUCAGGCCAAAAUGUUCAAUCUUGGUUUCAUCAGACCAGAGAAUCUUGUUUCUCAUGGUCUGAGAGUCUUUAGGUGCCUUUUGGCAAACUCCAAGCGGGCUGUCAUGUGCCUUUUAGUGAGGUGUGGCUUCCGCUGGCCACUCUACUGUAAAGGCCUGAUUGGUGGAGUGCUGCAGAGAUGGUUGUCCUUCUGGAAUGUACUUCCAUCUCCACAGAGGAACUCUAGAGCUCUAGCAGAGAGACCAUCAGGUUCUUCUCCCCCGAGACCAUAAGGCCCUUCUCCCCCGAUUGCUCAGUUUGGCUUGGCAUCCAGCUCUAGGAAGAGUCUUGGUGGUUGCCAACAUCUUCCAUUUAAGAAUGAUGGAGGCCACUGUGUUCUUGGAAACCUUCAAUGAUGCAGACAUUUUUUGGUACCUUUCCCCAGAUCUGUGGCUCGACACAAUCCUGUCUCGGAGCUCUACGGACAAUUCCUUCAACCUCAUGGCUUUGUUUUUGCUCUGACAUGCACUGUCAACUGUGGGACCUUAUAUAGACAGGUGUGUGCAUUUCCAAAUCAUGUCCAUUCAUUUGAAUUUAGCACUGGUGGACUCCAAGUUGUAGAAACAUCUCAAGGAUGAUCUGUGGAAACAGGAGGCACCUGAGCUCUGUUUCGAGUCUCAUAGAAAAGGGGCUGAAUACUUUUUUUUUUCACUUUGUCAUUAUGGAGUAUUGUGAUGUCAUUAUGGGGUAUUGUGAUGUCAUUAUGGGGUAUUGUGUGCAUAUUGCUGAGGACUUUUUUUAUUAAUCCAUUUUAGAAAAGGCUGUAACGUGUGGAAUGUGGAAAAAUGUGGAAAUCCACAAUGUGGAAAAAGUCAAGGGGUCUGAAUACUUUCCGAGGCCACUGUAACCAGGUCAUGUAUUUUAACACAAGCAGACCCUCAUUUGUGAUUGAUGUUUGCACUUUACUGAUUUAUUUCCUACUACCUGGAGGUGGUUUAUGGGUUGUGAUAAAUACAUUAAUAAAUACAUGUUCUCAGAAAACCAA